This is a messenger RNA of Eriocheir sinensis (Chinese mitten crab), 5685 nucleotides long. RefSeq lists its product as uncharacterized. The transcript has 2 exons. NCBI's taxonomy places the organism in Eukaryota, Metazoa, Arthropoda, Malacostraca, Decapoda, Varunidae. The record is from RefSeq and is a predicted model, not a curated record. Bases 730 to 3513 code for a protein of 927 amino acids.
UAAAACACAAAAAUAAACCAAAAAAAAAGUGUCGGUCGUGGAACAUUUCAGGGACAAAGGAACAGAAAGUGAUUUUAUUUAAGGGAAAGAAAAUACUUGCAAUAGAGAACCUCCACGUGACGUCCAGGGAAGAGGUAGAGGAAGACCCAAGAGGCACCGGGGCGACUCUUGAGGGGCGAGAGGAACACCUGAGGAGAAUACAGCGUCAGGGCGUGUUGCCUCCCAAGAGACCUAUGUGCAGCCUCGGCCUUGGCCACCGUCGUGCCGUGCCCCAGGAGCCACGCAUGUAAAGCCUUGACCCGGUGGGCGAGGCGCUGGACCCCACGGAAGACGCAUGUGAAGUCCGAGCAGGUUGGAGUGAGCAGGUGGCAGCGGUCUUGUGGUGUCUGCCGUCUAGCCUCGUAAUGGUGCCGUGAUGGUUAGCGGCAGGUGGUGCGCGACCUCGCCUGCCCCCUGCUGCCGCUGCCUCCUGCACCCCGCCGCCCCUCCCGACCACUGACGAUGCGAUCGACUCCGCGGACGGGUGGGGGCGGCGGCGUCUUGGCCUUGUCCAUUAGCAGAAGUUCCUCUGGCUCCAAGUGACUAGGACUGGGGACGUCUCGACGUGGGGGGCGCGACCCCCUUACCGCCGGGGGCCGCGCCUCUGGCCGCUAUGUGCGGGGGUGUCUCCGCGUGGUGCAGGUGAGCGCGCGUUACCUCAUCUCAGCCAGCCGCGCUCCCACCACCAUCAUGAGGUCCAGAAAGAAGGAAGGAACUACCAAGCCUUCCCGCAAGCUAGAUAAGCGGUCUAGCCGGGGUGUUAUGUUCGAAAAUGAGGAGCUGCGCAUGCGUACGAUCGAAAUAAACGCCGAGGUGGAUCGCGGGCAGUCUGACUUGCGGAAGCUGAAGAGGGAGAAUGAAACACUGAAGCAGCAAGUGUGGACUCUACGCGACGAGUACGACAAGCUGGAAAAUUUUGUAAAAAAGAUGGAUGAAGAUAGUGACGACGACGGUGACGACGACGAUGACGACGACGACGACGACGAAUUGGAUAAGCGCUUCUGCAGUUCCAAAAUCGAUGAAGAAGAAGAGGAGGAAGAAGGUAAUGUAGAAACAGACAACCUAGAAAAUUUACAGAAAGUGUACAGUGGGAAAAUGCGAAGUGUAGAAUAUAUGCGGCAGGCGGCCUCCUUGGACAGCAGCGGGGCGACUGCGAGCUGCAGUCAGGCUCAGUGUUCCAGCAGCAGUGCGGGAGGCGCCUGUGCCGGGCCGGUGGACGAUCUGGCCGAGCCGGGCCCAGUGAGGGUGUGCGUGUCGGGCGACAACCCGGCGUACGUAGGUGUGGGGGACGAGAACUCUGCGCCGCAGGGAGAGCCUCUGCAGCCCAUGAGUAGUGAAACUUUUUUAUCUCAAACUGAUCAUUUCAAUUUAGAUCAACUUCUUGAUUUUGCGUCUUCAUUCCAUUACGACAGAAAACGGCACCUGGCGGAGGAGCCGCUAGCCAUGGCCCUUCCCCCGGAGGAGAGACAGGUUUCUCCUCCAAGGGAGGCGACGGGCCCCGACCCUGGGUACUCCACCAUGAGACGUCGCUCUGCCACUGUCAUAGAAAAACUUAAGACCGGCACUAACUCUGGUGCGCUAGUGAAGGAAGUGAAACAGUUAUCGCUCUGUAAUGAUGACGCAACGACUUCCGCGUCCGUGCCAAUCAGUGAAGCUCCCGAGUCGACACGCACGACGACUGUCAACUAUACUCACUCCUCCUACUACUUCUCCGGCCCGCUGGACGGUAGCCGCAGUCAGUCCCUUGGUACCGGCCUCAACUCGGCCGCUAACAUUACCCGCACCUCCAGCAGCCCCGCGGGCCCACUCUUCGCCUCCAGUAGUGCUUCCAACAUCGGGACCUCCUCCUCGCUGGAGGCGGGGUUGCCCUUCGUCUCCGUCUACAACCCUCGCAUGUCCCUGGUGCGCCUAAACAGCAUUGAGCCAAACACCAUCAUGGUCUCAGUGGCUGAUAUGCCUCAGCUGUGGGACAUCACGACUCAGGAGAUCAUUGAUGAGCUGGAGCAGCAGGCUGAGGCAACACUUAUGUCCAUCCGCGGCGUGAGGGUAGUUGGUCGCGCUGCCUACAUCAGCCUGGGUCGGCACGACGCCUUGCAGCAGCUGCUGACUCACGGCCUCACGGUGCGGGGCGGGAAGGUGCCCCUCAUCGACAUCACUCGGGAGUCCAUCGUCCUGGCCCUCACCGGCGUCCCUCACUACAUCGCUGACGCCACUCUUGUUAUUCUUCUUUCAGCUUUUGGCGUGAUUAUUGGUGAACUGGAGCGUCGGUUUUACAAGGGAGUGGACACAGGAGAACGUUUUGUGCGGAUGAAGCUGAAGAAGCACGUCAAACUGCCCAAAUAUGUGACUGUGGGAGGAUGUCGCAUAGUGCUCACGGUUCACGGCCGCGAUGCCCCCGCACAGCUACACCAGCCAGAAUGGGGCAGCAAACUGUCCAGCACUCCGGCCCCAGUACCCACCUCCCACGCCAGCCACACACCCCACACAUCCGAGGCACCUCACACCGACCUCACCACUCCGAUCUCCCCGGACUCCGGCCAGUGCUCGGAGCCAUCUUCCAGUGAUAAGUCUUGCGAGCGUGUGGAGGGUCGGGACGCGACAGUGGUAAAAACUGAGGGAAACUCACAGACAGACAGUCGUCUUACCACUAAAGCAUCAUCAAAAACUUUCUCAAGUAGGUGUAUAGUGAAUCUUAAGUUGCCGGAGAGACCAGCUCCCACUAACCCCAUCCCGAGACCGCGAGAGGGUUCCGCCCCUCGAGACGUAGGUCCGGGCCCCGGUGGAGGCGGCCUCGCCGUCAGCACAGGGACCCCGGCCACUCCUCUAGCGGCAGGUCACUUGCUGCGAGCUGGGUCCUUAUUCCGAACUAGCGGCCCCCCCUCCCAGGCGAGCACUGGAAGCAACUCCCCCGCCGGCAGCAGAAGACACUCCCGUCUAGGCCUGAUAGAUCCUCGGGCGACGGAGUCUCCGCGGCCUCGGCCCAAUUCCGUAGUGUUCGAUGAGCAACCCCGCGAGGCUCCACCUGCUCCUCGGGCACUACUGACGCCACAGUUCCCCCAACACCACGGGCACGGGCCUCCCGUCUCCAUAGGCCCCCUACCCUUGGCUAACGGCAUCCUGCGGAAAGCGUCCGGGUCUGAACAGGAAGCUCUUCUACCGACGAGUCAUAAAUGUACAGCUUCCAUAAGGAACAGGCUGAAAAUAGGUCGUAGUAUGUCUUAUGACGCAGGGAAGCAGAAACUUGCGGCAGAGAAAGAGAAGAAAAAGUUAAGUAAGAUGGAGAGCAUCAGUGAGAACACUAUCAAUGAUGACGUGAGUGACAUCACGCCCCUGGGCGCCGGUGCCGGUGCUCGCAGAGACUCCGAGAAGAGCUCGGUCAGUGCCAACAGUAAAAGUAGUACCAACACCAACAAAAAGAAGGAGCCGGCCAUAGACCUGCCGUGGUGUGGUUGUUGGGGCAACGGUUGUUUUUAGCGUGUAGAUCACUCACUGGUACCAGUUCCAUCCUUUGUAUUUAUCGUUAUUUUUUUCUAGUCGAUAAUUCUUGUCCCAGACGUUACCUAGUCUUCAUCCAGUAGUGACUUAGUGUUGGACUGCGAUCAGAAACACACGUCUCGGAUGACUCGUUGUAUAUAUCAUGUUACUUGAAUCAUGGCCACAUUACCCAUAUUAUUUUCCACUGUCAAUCGAAAGGUAGCAACCACUCAUAACGGUGACCCACGCUCAUCAAUUAUGAUACCAUAACCAUCUUGUACACACGUAACUAUGUCAUGGUUAGCCUGUCCUCCCGGCCACCAGCAGCCAGGCGGUGCCGUGGGCAAACAUUCGCCCACCGUGAGCCGGAGUCCCCACAGCGCUCCUUCAGGGCCAGACACGCCAUCCGCCACACUGACGAAAUUUCUUCUAUGCCAACCAGGAGUCGUUAUUGUGAACUGUAAUUCAUUAUUCAGUUUCUAAAAUAGUAAUGAUGUAUUGUAUUAGUACAAAUCAGUGGCUGAGCAUUCUCUGUGGGUCAGCAGAAUGAUUGGUUGCGUCCACCAUUGUAUUUCUGUGAGCAUAUCAGGAGCAAGGCUUCGCCCCUGCACCGGCACCAUCUCGGCAAUCUUGUUCUGUUCCUUCAGUACAAAAAUCCUCCUCUGUUCCAUGCCACAAUUGUACGGUUCGAUUUAUUUUCACGCUUCUUGGAAUGUGACCUGAAGAGUUAUCGGUGAACCUCGCCCAUUGGUUCAUGGUGGUUCAUAUUUCGUACGGCGUUACAAGAGAAGAGACUAAGCUUCAUGUGGAUGCAGUGUAGGGCUCUAGGCCAGAAUUUGAAAGUAUUUUUGUGGGUAACUAAGCACUCGCCCAUGUGUAUUAAGGCCGUAUUCCCCCGAACACCACUCGUCGAGCAGCGCCCGCCCACCCGCUCGCCCCACCCGCCCUCGCCCCUCCCGCGGCUGCCCCGGACUGAAGCCGUUAUUGCUUGUUGUUUGUUGUUACCGUAAAAAGUAUAUCCCAAUUUAUAUUCUUCGGACAUCACCCACCAACCCGCAUAGUCACCAGUGGGGCCGAGGGAGCGGGGCGGGGCGGGGCGGGCUGGGGGCGGGCCGGCGUGCUGCGGGGCAAUACAAUACUCCAGUGGUCUCCAGCUGGUCGCGCGGCCCCUGCCCGCUCCUGCGUUGGGCCGCCGCCGGUGUUUAGACACUGAGUAUAUUAUUAGCCUUAGAGAAUACCGAGAUAUUUUAUACACUUACUGCUUGGUCCCAUUACUAGUGUUCCCUUGACGCGGCCAGACCUCCUUAUAUCUUGUGUUGAUCACUUACAGCUAGUUGGUUACCUGGUCAGGUGCUCAAGGGAAGUCUAUCUUAUAUCCUACCUUGAAAUUCAUUGAAGUCAGCGAGGUUUUUAACACCGAUCGCCCGCCGUGGAGACCGGCCUUCCCGCCGCCUGGGGUUGUUGUUAUUGUUGUUGGAGACUAAAGACGCCAGCUUGUUGGGGUCACCCGCCACUCCUGGAAGGGAUCUCAGUGUAAAAGUUCAUUUAUAAUGCUAACAUUGAUAGGGGUGUGCAGGAGGGGUGCUUGAGGGGUGUAUCCUCGGGCUGUUCGUCGGAGGCGUCUUUAGUUGUGUUGUUUUGAGGGCGGGGUGAGGGCGCCGCGGGGGCCGGGAGGUGUCGUGCGGCGGCCCGGCCCCGCCGCCCCCGCUCCGCGGCCCGGGCAGCUGCCGGCACCCACCCUCGCCCGCCACGGCUCAACCAGGUACAAGAAACUGCAUUCAUUUUCAUACGGGAAAGGUAUUCAAAUUCUGAGAGCAAGCCUUACAAGACGUGCUGCUAGCGCUUCUGCUUGUAAUUUUGAUAUUUUGUAAAAGUUGUUAUGAUCAAUGUUGUUGUUUAUAUAGUUAUUUUCCUAGAAAAUUGUAAAUCCCCUUGGCUACCACACGAAAUUCGUCAGGUUGUUUGGAAAAGUGACCACAAUCAUAUUUUCUUCACAUUGAAACAUAUUGAUUGCAGAGGAUAUAAUAUAUAAUGGUGCUUUUGGUAGUCUAAGAUUUUUUUCAAGAGUUAUGGGCGGGAAGUUUAUUAAUAGAGCAAUGUGGAAGGUUACGUUAUGUUUGUAACGAAAAGAAAAUUUAAUUUUGUUCAGAUUCCAAAUAAAUAUUGAACAGG